CAAGCGAAAUAAAUACUAAUAAUAAUAAAGUGUUAUUUUUCAACAUUUAUUUGAGUGCAAGUUACAAACGUCAUAACUUGCACACAAACUUUGAUCAAAGAUAUUUCUUUUUUUUCGUCUCGGUGUUAUUUAUUUUUGUCACCCCCUCUGCUAACUUUGAUAACUAUUCGAAUCGUGAACGCCAUUGCGAACGGUUGUGCUAAAACGCUUGAUCGGUUUGCGGUUUACUUUUCGGGUUUUGUAUUGUAAAGAUAAUAAACAGUGACAAUUUAUAGUAGAGUUUUCAACAAGUGAUCUUAAUUCAGUUGAAUACUGACACAGUAACAUUUAUUAGCUAUAGUAGCUAUUAAAAUAAACGUGGUAGUGCGUUCUCAAAAUGGCGUCAGGUGGCGGGGGUACGAGGCCCCCGACGAGAAUGAGAAGAGUAGCAUACACGAAAGCAAAAUGGACGACUACGAACGCGAGACAUUUUUGUACACGGCAAAAGAUGAAGGACCAUACAGAAUUUACAUCGAAGUAACAGACAGAACAAAGCCAAUCAACAAAUAUUCGGUGUGAGCGAUGUUGAGGAAGGAAACUAAGUACCGGAACUAUAUCGAAGACAUGAAAUAUCUCGGCAGACAUAAACUAAUAAUAUUCUUCAAUUCCUGGAUGCAAGCUAAUUCACUAAUUGAUGAAAAAGUCAUCAACGAAAAAGGUUACCAAGCUUAUAUACCACGUCACGUGGUAUGCAUAACCGGGGUAGUAAAUGGAAUAGAUACCGACAUUGACAUAGAGUAUCUGAAACAAGAAACCGAAAGUAGCGCACAGGUGGUAAAGGUUUACAGGUUAAAUCGUUGGGAUAGAGAGAAAAUGAAAAAGGAGGCCACAAACCGAGUGAGUUUUACCUUCAGAGCACGAAACUUGCCAGAGAAAAUAAAGUUGUUUGGAGUCGUGGCAAAGGUUCAGCCAUUCGUCAAAAAGACAGAAAUGUGUAAAAAUUGUCACAGGUAUGGACAUAACCACGAAAACUGCAAGUCUAAGAAAAGGUGUGAUCGUUGUGCUCAGGUACAUGACGAGAAUUCCAGUCAGUGUAUUAAAGCCAUAAGAUGUUUGCAUUGUCGAGUUUCCAGCCAUCGCAGCAUCGACGAGGAAUGCCCUGCAAGAGAACGCGAAGUAGGAAUCAAGAAACUGAUGUCCAGACAAAACCUGACGUACGUGGAAGCGAAAGAGAUAGUAGCACCAAGCUUAUCAAGUAAUAGAUACCAACUCCUUACUAACUCUGACGAUUUUCCUACAAUCCAGGAAAGUUUCGCUAAGAUGACAGCUGGUAAAUACGUACAUAAGCAAAUAAACAGUGAUGGUAGAAAUUUAAGGCGGAACAACGUAACCCCAAGCCAGACAUUAAAUGCUCAGAGUCACAUUGGGAAAAGGAAGAAAACCGAUGAAGAGAAUAUUCGAAUCGAUAACGUGGGCGCCAGCAAUUCGACUUCAGUGAAACCACCAACAAACAAACAAACCGAUACGAUAUACGGAACUGGUUUAAACAACCCACAUACCGCUACUACAACAGAAAGAUUACAAGCUAUGUACGAAAAAGGAAAGGCACAUGCUCAGGAAACUGUAUACCGCAACAUGCGAGAAAUGGCGCACUUCAAACUGUUGCAAUGUAACAUUCAGAGUCUGGUGAAAAAUAAAGAAGAACUACAACACGUUCUGAUGGUGGGCGACUAUUCCGCAGCCUUGAUCUCUGAGACAUGGACGAAACUAGAAUUAGAGUCUACUAGUAAGUAUAAUAUAUCCCGAUACCAUAGAUUUUUGAAAUCUAGAUUUGACAACUACGGUGGAUGCGCAAUUUUCCUUAAAGACAGUUUAGGAUACACAACAAUUAAUUUACCUUCGACGUCAAAUUCCAUGCAAACAGUAGCAAUAAAAGUUUGCUCAUGGAACAUGGUUCUGGUUUCAAUCUACGUUGCUCCAUCAAUCACAAAUACCGAGUUUGAAACAGAUAUUUCCAACCUUUUCUACUUUUUGAAACAGUUUAGUAGAGUACUGAUAGCUGGCGACCUUAAUUGUCAUCACAUCACUUGGGAUGAAAUUAAGAUGGACAUUUAA
Messenger RNA from Wyeomyia smithii (pitcher-plant mosquito), 2094 nucleotides. RefSeq lists its product as uncharacterized. The coding region runs from base 562 to 2094 and encodes 510 amino acids. NCBI's taxonomy places the organism in Eukaryota, Metazoa, Arthropoda, Insecta, Diptera, Culicidae. The transcript has 3 exons. The record is from RefSeq and is a predicted model, not a curated record.